Messenger RNA from Nasonia vitripennis (jewel wasp), 668 nucleotides. It is a transcript of the gene RpS11, whose product is annotated as 40S ribosomal protein S11. The transcript is spliced from 5 exons. Gene Ontology annotation, cellular component: ribosome; cytosolic small ribosomal subunit. The coding region runs from base 24 to 488 and encodes 154 amino acids. Gene Ontology annotation, molecular function: structural constituent of ribosome. The record is from RefSeq and is a predicted model, not a curated record. Gene Ontology annotation, biological process: translation. Lineage: Eukaryota; Metazoa; Arthropoda; Insecta; Hymenoptera; Pteromalidae.
GCCUCGCUCUUUAGCACUUCAAGAUGGCUGACCAGAAUGUCAAGUCGUUCCAGAAGCAGCCAACAAUCUUCCUUAACAGGAAGAAGGGUUUGACGAAGCAUCGCAAGUCUUUGAGAUACAGCCGUAAUGUAGGACUUGGAUUCAAGACUCCCCGUGAGGCCAUUGAAGGUACCUACAUUGACAAGAAGUGUCCAUUCACUGGCAAUGUUUCUAUACGAGGACGUAUCUUAACAGGAGUUGUACAGAAACUUAAGAUGCAGAGGACCAUUGUUAUAAGGAGGGAUUAUCUCCAUUAUAUAAGGAAAUACAACCGUUUUGAAAAACGGCAUCGCAAUAUGAGUGUCCAUCUCAGUCCAUGCUUCAGGGAUGUUGAAAUUGGAGAUGUAGUCACUAUUGGUGAAUGCAGACCACUCAGCAAAACUGUGAGAUUCAAUGUGCUCAAGGUUUCCAAGGGAACAGGAGCAAAGAAGAGCUUUAAAAAAUUCUAGGUCUAAACAACUGACUACAAUUUCCCAUCCUGAGUAUGAAGCAUUUAUGCUUAACUUACCAUCUAAAUAUGAUGAAAAUCAUAAGUUUUGUGCUACUACUGGCAGCAUAUGCAACAAAUUAAUGUAAGGCCCAACAGUUACAUUAAUAAACGACUAUAAUUAAAUCGAUUUUUUCUAAAA